AUGGGAACCACCUCGCGUAACCAGUGGGAAUGGAACAGUCGACGGAUACGUGGUCUUCGCAGAGCUUCAGAACUUGUUCUUUUAUCUCUUUAUCGUAUCACAUAUAUCCGAUCUCAUUUCUUUGUUUUUAUUCCAGCUUUUAAGACAGAAGCGACGAGCCAAAAUCUACAUCUGGAUCCGUUUGCAACAUACAGGGUAAUUGUCAUAGCAUACAACAUUGACUCGAGAAUACCUAGUCCCGGGGAUAUACUGAGCAGUUCACAGGUGACAAGCGAGGAGUUCACAACACUGAAAGCCGAACCGGGUCCUCCUAACAACGUAACGGUCAAGGAAGUGACAGACUCUUCAGCCAUCGUCUCCUGGACACAACCACUGUUCAACCGUGGACCGGUGGAAGGCUACACCGUGUAUGCUGUCCUUGAAAGCUGUUCUUCAAUCUCAUGUACAACGGAUAGUACAGAUGUGACUGCCCAUAUUUUGGAGCAUACUUUGGUCCUUCGGCCUUACCUUUCGUACAGAGCUGUUGUGGAAGCGUUUGCAUUAGAGCCACGGAUAUCUGCUCGUAUGAAGCUGAAUAGUUCCUUGGCAUACAGUGAGACAUUUACAUCAUUGCAAACAGUUCCUGUAAAACCAGCUACACCAACCAUCGUAUCUGGUGGCAUCAGAGAUUACAGUUUUGACAUCAACAUACCGGCUUAUCACAAUCCAAAUGGACCUAUCAGUUGCUUUGAAGUCAUCGUUGUUCAGCUUUAUGGUGAAACAACUAGUAUUGAUUCAAACGACAAUGCUUACAGCAAUAACAAUACGAGGGACUACAGCAUCGCAAGAACCCUAAUAGGAACCCCGUUCAGUGCCAUGGUUUUUUCGGCCAUUCCUGCUGGCAAUGUGAUCACAGUGGGCUCUCGAUUUGAAGUUCAGUCUGAAUGCAACACUUGGGGCGAAGUAAAUGAAAAUCAUCGCAGAAGACGAGCUACCAUGAGAGCAACGACCCUGCAUGCCACCAGCGGUCCUUUGAAUCCGGACAGCUUUUAUUCCUGCUUUAUCAGAGUGUACUCACCUUCUCAUCAUGACGGGGAUGUUUAUUUUGUGAAUGGACCAUUCAUAGAACCAAUUCGACUCAAAGUUCAAGUUCCUGGUAGUGGCACUCAUGUGACUUUGAUAAUAGGUUGUAUAGCUGUGACUCUUGUCGUCAUCGGAGUCAUCGUGAUAUUCAUUUAUCUUCGUAAACGAAACAGAUCUCGACAGCAAAGGAACAGAAGUUCUCCCAUUGCUCCGGCAAGCUUCACCACGACUCACCGCAAGUGCAAAGACAUCUUACCCACAAAUACACAAACAAGCACGGAAAACCAACACGUAUACCAUGAAUGUCAACCGGUAGAUGAGAAGUCAAAUCCUAUUUAUCAGAAUUUGAAUAAAGACCUUGUCGAAGAGGAAUAUGAAUUAGUGAUAUACAGAAGUGACACUGGGGUUAUUUAGAAUAAUUGAAUAGAGAGUGUAAUUGUUGCAAAUUUAGGAAAUAGUUUGCUUCAAUUUGCCAUCAAACUAUACUGCAAAAUUGUAGAUGUUAUCCCAAAAAGAAAAGAUGGAAUAUUGUGGUCUAGAUUUGAAAAUACAGUGGGAAUUGUAUAAAAUAAAAAUAUGAGAAUAUAGUGUAAAAUAUGCUUUUGAUUGUAACAUAAAAAAAGAAAUGGUAUCUAGAAUAUCUGGGGAAAAAAUAUAUAGAAAUAUGUCAAGAUGACGAAUACAAUGAAUAUUCAGAAAGUGUUGAUCAGAAAAUGAAAUUACUAAAUGAAAUUGAUAAAUGAUACAGAAAUAAAUGUAAAGGUGCAUUUCUUCGUGCUUUAUCCAAACGAUUAAAAGUAGUAAUUUAUGUUAUUGUUUCGUUUUAUCAAUCUGGAUUUAUGAAUGGUAAAUAGCAACACAAAAUGUACGAUUUGUCAAAGAUAUUAUUGACUUUUGUAGGUUCGAGCGUCUACCAGGUUUUCCUACGUUCGUUGAUUUUAAGCAAGCAUUUAAUAACGUGAAUUAUGCUUAUUUGUUUAAAACACUAGACAAAUUUGGAUUUAAAAAUACUUUUAUUUCAUGGAUUCGCACAAUUUAUAACAAAUGCGAGUGGACAAGUUGUUCAUUAUCGUUGGAUUUCCAAAUCAUUUUCUAUACAGAAGGGGCGAGGCAAGGGUGUCCUCUCUCUGCUUUGGUAUUUAUAAUAACGGUAGAAGUAUUUACUGCAAGGAUAAAACAAAACGAAAAUAUAUGUUGUAUACAGAUUUCCAAGUCAAGGGAUCGUGGACGGUAAAAUAGAAAUUAAAAUUAGUAUGCGGAUGAUACUGUACUAUUCGUUGAUUUCUUACGGUCAGCAGAUAUUGUUUUGCGGUAAAUUACUUGUUUUAGUCAUUUUCUGGUAUUUAUAUUAACUGUGUAAAAUCGGAAUUGAUAUAAUUAAGUGCAGGAUUUAACAAGAAUGGAAUGGAAUGGGAUCCAUUUUUCGGCUGAGCCAGUGAAAUGUCUGGGGAUACUAUGAAGAUAAAAAUAAAGAAAAAGUUUUGGUUUUAAAUUGGGAUAGGAAGAUUAAAAAAUUCAAGUUAUCUCAGAUAUGUGAGGAAUGCGUUAUUUAAAAUAUUAUUGCAAAAUUGUGAUAUUAAAGGUUUUAGUUGUGUCGCAAAUUUAUUAUGUGGCAAAUGUUAUUUCAAUACCACAUUCUAUUAAUACCUAAAUUAAUAAGAUGAUGUUUUCAUUUUUAUGGGGGUCUAUAAAGAAAGAGAAGAAAAAAAAGAAAUGUAUGUUUGAAUAUAAUUACUGAAGGGGAUUUAGAUAUGGUCGGUUAGCAGGCAAAAGUCGGGUCUCUGCAACUUUCUUUGAUAAGGAGAUUUUUUUGACGAUGAGAAAGCUACAUGGAAAAUUAUAUUUCCUGUUGGUUAAAUAGGGUAGGUGGAAUUAUAUUGGUGUUUCAGUUAGUAAUUGUAAUAUCUGAGACAUCGAGAAACUAUGUGGAAUGUCUAGGAAACCUCAUUUUUGAAAAUUGAAUACAACUGAUAACAUUGUUUAAGGUUGAUGUAAAUAAGUGUGUAAUUUUUUAAUGAAAUAUUACUUAUUAUAUUCCUUCUACUGUACUUACCCUCUAACAGGCAUAAAAUCCUGAGGAAAAUUUUCCCAACCGGUUUUUCCUUGAAAAUAAGACAUAAGACACGCUUUUAAAAAUCUUUUAACACUUAAAUGUCUGGAAUAUUAUAU
Messenger RNA from Strongylocentrotus purpuratus (purple sea urchin), 3231 nucleotides. RefSeq lists its product as uncharacterized. Lineage: Eukaryota; Metazoa; Echinodermata; Echinoidea; Camarodonta; Strongylocentrotidae. The transcript is spliced from 10 exons. Gene Ontology annotation, molecular function: protein binding. The coding region runs from base 1 to 1476 and encodes 491 amino acids. The record is from RefSeq and is a predicted model, not a curated record.